AUGCACCUCUUUUCAUAUUUUUGGCUUUUAAUUUCUAUCUGGUCAUGUCUGGCUGCAGCUCCCCCAAGGACGAUCUCCAAGAGAGGUAACAGCUCAUUUGUGAGCUCUAGUGAAGAUGGAUUUUCUGUCAACGGAAGCUCACUUCGAUUCGUCGGGACCAACUUGUACUGGCUGCCGACAUUGGAAUCGAACGAUGACAUCUGGAAUGUGCUGAAGAACAUAUCUGACACCGGUAUCAAGGUCAUCAGGAUUUGGGCAUUUAACGACGUGGAAAUCAUUCCGGGGAGUGGAACGUGGUUUCAGUUGGUACAGGACUGCACUACUACAAUCAAUGACGGUCCAAAUGGACUGCAGAAACUUGAUACGGUGGUUCAAAUGGCAGAACAACAAGGGCUGUAUGUUAUCAUGUCACUAACGAAUAACUGGAAUCCGGUACCUGACAUAACAUCAUCCGGCACUCCAUCACGUGAUGUGCUUAUAUCUGACACUUCUCCGCGUAAUACUCUUUCAAACGACUAUGGCGGUAUGGAUCUAUAUGUCCGCCAGUUCGGGCUUCAGAACCACGACGAUUUCUACACGAACGACAAAAUCUUGACCGCCUUCCAGAAUUACACCAAGCAGAUCGUAUUGCGCUAUCUCAAUAGCCCUGCUGUCUUCAGUUGGGAGCUUGCCAAUGACGCUAGGUGCAACUCGACCCUGCCCACUAGUCCAACGUGUACCACACAAACCGUCACAAAGUGGCACGCUCAGAUGGCUGAAUUCAUCGCGUCCAUUGAUCCCAACCACAUGGUCUCCGCUGGAACAUCCGGGUUCCAAUGCACAGAUUGUCCGAAGUUGUACCCCAUUACACCAAGAGCUUCGCCUACGCCUACGCCCUCUCCCGCACCUGGCAAGAAGCGCAGCAGAGUCACCCCUUUGACAGAAGAGCAGAUCAUCAGGCAGCGCGCAGGAACCUUGAAAGAAGAUGGGGUACUGAUGAAGAGUCGCUGGGCAUCUACAGCAACGCGAGAAGUCUCCAGCUCGAUCUGCUCCACAACGGAUGGUUCAUAUGGUGUCGACAGCCAGGACAUCCUUAACAUUCCCAACAUUGGCUUCGGUUCUUUCCAAGUAUUUCCCGACCAGAACACGUACGCUCCCAAUGACCCAAACCUCGACGCCGUCCACAACAAAAUUAACUCGAGUCUUGCGUGGAUCCAGCAAUCAGCUCAGUUUGCUGCUGCCGUUGGGAAGCCUCUUGUCCUCAGCGCAUUCGGUCUAGUCACCCAAUCCAAUUUGAACAGCUACGUCCCGUUCAACAUGACUUGUGCUCCCUACGCAUCUAGUGCAGCGGCUAUGGGUGUCACUGCAGCGAUUAUGGACGCCACUACGACGACAAAUUUUGCCAAUGACACGCAACAAGCACAGGGUUACGGCUCGUUUUUGCAGAUGGGCAACAGCGCUGGAUUGGGAGGCUCCAUGCAAUACCAGUGGGGCUCGACGGGCAUUACCCAGCCGGGCACUGCCAUCCAGUUAGACACAACCAACUCCUCAUCACCAGCGGCAGCAACGGGGGAUUCACCUAACGAUGGUUACUCCAUUGCUAACAGCACAGCCGUUCAACAAAUCCUGCAGCAGGGCGCGCAGGCGAUGGCUGUAGUUUCAUGA
This is a messenger RNA of Suillus subaureus, 1644 nucleotides long. RefSeq names its product glycoside hydrolase superfamily. The record is from RefSeq and is a predicted model, not a curated record. The coding region runs from base 1 to 1644 and encodes 547 amino acids. NCBI's taxonomy places the organism in Eukaryota, Fungi, Basidiomycota, Agaricomycetes, Boletales, Suillaceae. Gene Ontology annotation, molecular function: hydrolase activity, hydrolyzing O-glycosyl compounds. The transcript is spliced from 12 exons.